Molecule: messenger RNA, 3220 nt
Organism: Phlebotomus argentipes
Lineage: Eukaryota; Metazoa; Arthropoda; Insecta; Diptera; Psychodidae
Gene: Eps-15
Product: epidermal growth factor receptor substrate 15-like 1
Exons: 8
Coding region: 129-2471 (780 amino acids)
Biological process (GO): endocytosis; endosomal transport
Cellular component (GO): cytoplasm; plasma membrane; clathrin coat of coated pit
Molecular function (GO): cadherin binding; calcium ion binding
Source: RefSeq, a predicted model, not a curated record
UGACAUUUGAGUUUAGUGCGAAAAUUUUGUUUGUUUUCUCGGGGCCCGAUUUUUGUGCCAUUAGAGGUGUGUUGAGGCGCCCAAUUGGCGAUUUUAGUGGCACACGAGAGAGUUGAGUGUUCUCCGCGAUGAGUGGGCCAUCGAAUUUGGCACAGAUUGCUGGAAAGCAUGCAGCCAUCUAUGAGGCAUACUACAAGCAGGCCAAUCCCAAGAACAGCCCCAUGCUCGGGGCCAUGGAUGCGGCCAAGUUCCUCAAGAAGUCCGCGCUCAGUGACGUCGUUCUGAGUCGAAUAUGGGACCUGUCGGACCCGCAGGGCCGCGGCUACCUGGACAAGCAGGGCUUCUACACGGCCUUGAAGCUGGUGUCGAUGGCGCAGCAGGGCACGGAGCUGAGCCUCACGGAGAUCUACCUGAGCGUGCCGAAUCCGCCGAAGGUGGGCGACAUUCCCAAGAUCAAGCCGCAGGUGCCGCCACCCGCCGCCGUGAUGCUGCACGAUGACUCCACCGAGUGGGCGAUGAGCGCCCUGGACGAGGCGAAGUAUCAGAAGACAUUCAACUCCCUGCGCCCGGAAAACGGCCUGCUGCCCGGCAACAAGGUCAAGGGCGUGCUGAUGGAGUCGCGAUUACCUGUGGAGACACUGGGCCAGAUCUGGGAUCUAGCCGACCAGGACAAGGACGGCAGCCUGGACAUCUACGAGUUCAGCGUGGCCAUGCACCUUGUUUACCACGCUCUCCAGAAGCGUCAGAUUCCGGCCGCACUGCCGACCGCUCUAAAGAAGAGCAUCGCGAAGGCGCCCGUCGCGGAGGAGCCUGAACUCUUCGCUGAUUUUCCCACGGAUUUGGCUCCGCCGCCCGUCGCUCCGCCACCAGCGAUUCCAUCUCUGCCCGCGUCUCUCAUCGCGGAUGUUCCGCGCGCUCCGACGGCGGCGCUGUCGAACCUCAGCCUGCUGUCGGAGGAGCUGCCGAAGCCAGCAGUGGAUUGGGUGGUGAGCGCCGAGGAGAAGCGGCAGUUCGAUGCGAUCUUCAAGCGCAGCGAUAUGGACAAUGACGACCUGGUGUCUGGACUGGAGAUCAAGGAUAUCUUCCUGCAGUCAGGCGUCUCGCAGAAUUGCCUGGCGCACAUCUGGGCGCUGUGCGAUAGCAUGCAGACGGGAAAGCUGACUUCGGAGCAGUUCGCGUUGGCACUCUGGCUGGUGGAGCGCAAGAAGCGCGGAAUCGAUCCGCCAACGGUACUGGCGCCCAACAUGGUGCCGCCGAGUCUCCGUGGCGACCAGCCGGUGGUGGACGCACCGGCGCUCGUGGCGUCAAAGACGCCGGAACCGACAUACUCAAACCCGGAACUGAAGAUGAUGGCCGAAGAGAUCGAGAAGAUUGUGACGGAGCGUCGAGUGCUGGAGCGUGAGAUGUCACAGAGGGCGGCGGACAUUGUGAUCAAGACGGGCGAGAUUAGGAGUCUGCAGAAGGAGAUGGACACUCUCACGGCGACGCUGAAGCAGCUGGAGCACCAGAAAGUGGAGGCACAGAAGCGUCUGAAUGAUCUUCAGGAGCAAGUAAAGAAGAUCAACGAGCAGUGCGCGAAGCAGGAAGAGACUAUUAAGGAGCAGGAGGCUGAAGUGGAUGCGAGACGGUCACAAUUGCAGAGUCUGAAAGACCAGGAGAUGAAUUUGUCCAAGGAAUAUGACGACAGUACCAAAGAAUUAGAAGGUCUCACGCUUCAGCUGCAAGACACUCAACUGCAGAUAAGUCAGAUGAAGGCCAUGAUAACGCAGCUGCAGGAGAGCCAGCGCCAGAUGCGCGAUGCGCUCGAGUCAUGCAAUUCAGCCAUAGAAACUGGCGAUCCGGACGUCGUCACGGAUUACUAUCUCAAGCUCAGCCCGGACUUUCGCGAGGUGCGAGAAUCGCUGGAGGCGGAGAGCAAGCCGAAGAAGGAGUCGCCGCCAGUUUCCGCGUCGAAUACGUCGCAGGACAGCAAAUACUACGAAGAUCCUUUCAAGCCCAAAGUGGACUCUUGGGGGAAUCCUUCGGGAUUCGAUGACAGCUUCGACACGCCAUUCAACGGGCAGUCACGUAAUGACCUCGAUGACUACAAUACUGAUCCCUUCAGCAAGCAGCCAGUCAAAGGCAUCAGUGACUACCAUGCUGAUGCCUUCGGUGGGCAGCCACGCCUGGAUAACAGUGACAUUCAUGCCGAUGCCUUCGGCGAACCGAUAACCGCGGCUCCGAAGGACAAGUUCGACGAGGAUCCGUUUGCCAUUCUGCAUGCGCCGACGGGUGGCGGCUCGAAUCUACACACGAACAUCGCGCCCAGCUCUCAAUUGUCAUAUAGAUCGACUUCGCCCAUUCCGGCGCUGCCGCCAAAGAAGUCCAAGCAGCCGCCGCCACGGCCGGCGCCACCGAAAUCCAUGCAAAGCAAAGUGAAGCAGUUCGACGAUUCCAAUGACUUUGCGAACUUUGCUGACUUCAACAAGUGAACAUCAACAUGAGAACUUCACUGAAUUCACAGAGCGUUCUUCUAACAAAAAAAGAGAGAUAGGAUUAAAAAAAGAGACACAUUAAAAAUCACACACAUUGACGAUAAAUUAAUAGUCGUGUAAAGAGAGAAACAUGAAGUAUAGCAGCAAUUGACAACCAUUCAUCAGGCGUUUUAUGAGGGCAAAAAAAGAGACAGAGCUGAACUAACAAACUAACGCUAAAUAGACGUUUUGUAUUUGAGCGGAGACAAAUUUUCUGAUGGAGAGAAAAUGACAAGAAAACAAUGAACAAUGAGUUAAAUCGAAAAACUUGAAAGUAUAAAAAAAACACUAAUAUCAUCGUGCGCAUCACAAAAGUAACAGAAAAAGUAUAUAUCUAUAGGUAGAUAAUAAAAAUGCUUCUUCUAAUCUAUUGAUGAGUAUAUUGGAAAGGAGGAAAUAUUAAUAAUUCUUAUUAACACUAUCUUGUUGGUUUUUGUGUGUUUAUCAUGCUGAAAAAAAGAAGGUAAUAAAUAAACGUAUUAUAUUUAUGGUUCUGGAACACAAAAAAUAUGAUACAUAAAAUAGAUUAUAAUGAAAAGUAUUAGUAAAAAUCGCAUAAAGGUGACAUUGAAGAAAAAAGCAACUAAAUCUUUUCCUAACCUCUUCGCACUUGUACUAAUCCUAUUUGCCUGCUUUUCCUGUUGACGUCGUAAUUAUCCUUUUUCAGAGAGUCAGUUUUCAAGAUGUUCUAAUGCCCUUUAUUUGUG